AUGACUGAAGCAGCGGAAGAUAAUUUGUCAAGAAUGGAGGACAAGCAGUCGCCAUCGAGACAGGACAGGUUUUUAUUCGACUGUGAUCAUCUCAUCAUGUUAUGCACAUAUAUCGAGAAACUUGAGAUAAUAGAUCAGACAGAGACGUUGCUACAGGUUAAAAUGGAAGAUUUGGAACGAAGAUGGGGAAAGAUUCAGGGAUCCUAUGAGUCAGUUAUGUUAUGCCCGGAUUCACGAGCUCCCACCGGGCUAAAAGACAACGCUAGAAUGAAUUUUAAUGUUUGUUCGGAGGCCUAUUAUGUUGCUAGGUCUCACCUCUUCGACAUGAUAAGGAUCGCAGCAUCGCCUAAUCCUAGGGUCCAGGCUUCAAGAUUGGGUAUAUCGCCUGAUGAUUUUCCCCCUCCACGCCAUUCUCUGGAUAACCAAACUGGCGACUUUUCGGGUAUAUGUAUUAAGGUUCCUCCGUGCGAUACAGAGGACUUUAAGGGUGGUUACGAAGAAUGGCCGUCUUUUCGUGACAUGUUCACAGCGGUCUACGUAAACCACCCGAAACUGACUCGAGCUCAGAAGUUGUACCAUCUGAGGAAUAAAACCCAGGGUCCAGCAGGGGCAAUUGUCAAACGCUACCCACUCUGUGAUGAGAACUUCGAAUUGGCAUGGAGGGCAUUGAAGUCGCGCUACGAGAAUAAAAGAGUGUUGGUGGAUAAUCAACUGAAAAUUUUGUUCAAUAUCCCAAUGGCCUCAGUUGAGAGUAGCGAAUCUAUACAGAAGAUACAAUCAACUGUGAAUGAUUGUAUGUCAACCUUUAGAACGCUUGAUGUAGAUGUUGACCAUUGGGACCCCAUACUCGUUUAUUUAAUAUCCACCAAGCUUCCCGAUAAAACCCUUGCGUUAUGGGAGGAAUCCCUUAAAUCCCACAGCGAUUUACCCAAAUGGUCUGAGCUGGAUGAAUUCCUAGUAAACAGGUUCGAAAUUGUUGAACGGAUAUCCAGCAUAAAAUCCACUAAAGACAGUUAUAGCGCUAUAGAGGGAAUUGCCCAGAAAACACAGGCCUAUUCAUCUCAGGAGAAACUUAAUUAUUUAUGCCCACUGUGCAGAGAUGACCACUCGAUACGGUCAUGUUCGGAAUUUCGGAAAUUUUCGCCACAGGAGAGGAUUGAUUUUACUUUUAAGAACAAGUUGUGCAACAACUGCCUCUCUCCUAAUCACUCCAAGCAGAAGUGCAAGAGCAAGAAUACAUGUUUUAUAUGCCAUAAAAACCACCACUCCCUGCUUCAUUUAAAGAGUAAGUCUGAUUCGAUUCAGAUCUCUGAGAACUCAAAUAGCUCUGUCACGAACUCGAGCCCCCGAGGUAAUAAUUUCAAUGGAACAGCCCCUUUGGAUGAAACUCCAUCGACAUCAACCAAGGGCUCGCAGAUCCAGGUAAACUUUGCAUCUAGUAAUGAGACUAUUUUGCUAAGAACGGCACUGGUGCAAAUAGAUUUAAGAGGGGAAUUAUUUACGGCACGGGCUCUUAUAGAUGCAGGUUCUCAGAGGACAUUUGUGACGGAGAGGCUCAGAAGCCUACUACAGAUUCGCUAUCGCAGCGCACGGUUUGAGAUUUUCGGUCUCGGCGAAAAGAUGCAAACAUCCAACAAAGAAUGCGAGAUUUGCUUGUAUUCUCAUAGAUACAACAUACGUUUCUCAAUAAACGCAAUUGUUCUUCCAAAGUUGACCCAACUUUUACCGGCUGCAUCGUUCACUAUAUCUGACCCACAGGGACUCAGUCAGUUGGACUUAGCCGACCCGACAUUCAAUAAAUCGGCUCACGUGGACCUCAUUUUAGGAAAUGACUCGGAGCGAUUUAUAAAUAUUGAAGGCAUGAGGAAGAAUGUUUGUGGAUAUGCUUCGGCAUAUAACACCGUUUUUGGUUGGGUCUUAAGUGGUCCCACGAAAGCUCAGCAUGUUCAGACAUUUACUACAAAUGUCCAGGCAACGGAGAUUCCAUCGCUGAAUGAAAUUUUACAAAAAUUUUGGGAAGAGGAGGAAAUUCCACAUUCCCGCCCGCGUUCGGAAGAUGAUGCCUACUGUGAGGAUUUAUACCAGAGCACUACGACGCGCCAAGGUGACGGAAGGUACGUUGUAAGACUUCCUUUUAAAAGGGAGUUCCCGAAUUCUGUGUAUCUAGGCUCAUCCAGAUUCAUUGCCCUUGGUCAGUUGGCCAGGAUGGAGCAAUCGCUAUCUAAAAAUUCCGAACUUCAGACCCAAUAUAACUCAGUGCUUGAGGAGUAUCUUUCUCUAGGGCAUAUGGAAGAAACGACACCUAUGGAGAUUACUUCAAAUGGCAAAUAUAGUUCGUAUUAUCUUCCACACCACGCCGUUGUGCGACCCGAACACAAGACAACCAAAGUCAGAAUCGUUUUUAAUGCAUCCAGAAAAUCGAAAUCAGGAUUUUCUUUAAACGAUGUCCUUCUGACCGGGCCCACCCUUCAAACCGAUUUGAUAUCAACGGUCUUGAAUUGGAGAAGAUACAAAUAUGUCUUUAGUGGAGACAUUCAAAAAAUGUACAGACAAAUUCUUGUACAUCCCAAAGAUCGCCCAUUCCAAAGAGUUCUGUAUCAGAGAACGCCAAAUGAUCCCGUGAAGGACUAUCAACUCAACACCGUUACGUUUGGCAUAAACUGUGCCCCUUUUCUUGCGAUUCGCACAUUAAUACAAUUGGCGUCAGACUCAGAAUCUCAUUCCCCAAAAGUGGCAUCUAUCUUAAGAAGGGAGACCUACGUAGAUGACAUCCUCUCCGGUGGAUAUUCAAUAGAUGAAACCAGAGACGUCCAAAUCCAACUUAUGAACACCCUUUCAUCUGCAGGCUUCCCACUUAAGAAAAUGACGGCCAAUGACUCCCAACUUUUGGAUUAUUUAUCUCCCGACGAUCUUUACGAUUUAGACUUUUUACGACUCGAUGAGACGAGCUCAACGAAAACCCUAGGCAUUAAGUGGAAUGCAUUGUCUGAUUCCUUUUCAUAUGCUUUUAACCCGGUACAGACGUGCAUAAACCCUACAAAGAGAAAAGUACUAUCGACUGUAGCGCAACUCUUUGACCCAGCUGGAUGGAUAACACCCAUUAUUGUAAAGGCGAAGAUUUUAAUGCAACAUCUCUGGCUUGAGGGUUCUGGUUGGGACGACACAAUAAGUGAUGACUCCCGCCAUUCGUGGGAGCAAUUGCUCUUGGACUUUUCCGACAUUAAUUCCAUUCGAGUUCCUCGUUGGAUUAGAUGCAUGCCGUCCGAUCACAUUCAAAUUCAUGGGUUUUCAGACGCAUCAAAGGCGGCGUAUUGCGCUUGUGUAUAUGUCAAGGUGCGGUCUUCUGACAAUGCCUCACAUUCCAGCCUAUUGGUGGCCAAAAAAUAA
Messenger RNA from Stomoxys calcitrans (stable fly), 3387 nucleotides. RefSeq lists its product as uncharacterized. Bases 1 to 3387 code for a protein of 1128 amino acids. The transcript is spliced from 2 exons. The record is from RefSeq and is a predicted model, not a curated record. NCBI's taxonomy places the organism in Eukaryota, Metazoa, Arthropoda, Insecta, Diptera, Muscidae.